CUCCCUCACUCUCUGUAUCUCUGUGUUUAUUGAGUCAUUGUGAGGAAUGCGGUGGUCCAUGUGUAGAGCUGGUGCUGCCGGUGAGCUGGGAAUGUCACAGUAGGGAAGGAAAAGGUUAUGAUUUAGGACCUCAAGAGGACAACACUAGCAAGAGGACAGACUCACAGGGGCAGAAGAUAAAUUGACUUGAAGCUAUGAAUGGAUUCCAGCAUGAGAUGAUAGGAUUGGAUACAUCUGCUGAAGCUUUGGAGUGACAGACUGACAGAUUGACAGAAGACAGCUGAAACUGUAAAGAAUUCACAGUGGAUAAAAACACAAUAAAGUGACAGGUUUUUUGGUUUUUUUUUGCCUGCUGACAACUGAUGACGCAAGUAACGGUUCUGUGGGAUGACAAGCAGGAAUGACUCCAGCAACACAACAAAUGGAGCAUAACACCCUGACAGGCCGCUGAUAAUUGGAACAGAAGCGACAUAUGAGGAGUCUCUAAUCAACAAUGUGCCCACUGGUAGCCGCUAAGCAUGCUGGGAGAGCAGAACCGGGUGCUGACCGAGUGACCGACGGGCUUUAUCAGUAACUGAUUAGAGCCCAGUGACAGGUGCUCGUCUCUGACCAUGCUGGGAUGCUGGAUCCGCCAGCGAUGCUACAGCUAAGUAUGCUGGGACAUUGGAAAGUGUGCAGCUGUCUGUCAGAGCAGUGAGGAUGAAGAGACGAGGCCACACCAGAGGCCAGAGGUUUGUCAAGGCAGACUACUAUGAACUGGACUGGUACUAUGAGGAGUGUACUGAUGUGCUGUGUGCUGACAGAGUGGGCCAGAUGACGAAGACCUACAGCGACAUCGACGCCGUCACUCGACUGCUGGAAGAGAAAGAGCGAGACUUGGAGUUGGCUGCUCGCAUCGGACAGUCGCUGCUGAAGAAGAACAAAGCUCUCAGUGAGAGGAAUGAAGUUCUGGAGGAGCAGGUGGAGCACAUACGAGAGGAGGUAUCUCAGCUGCGCCAUGACCUGUCCAUGAAAGAUGAGCUGUUGCAGUUUUACACCAGCGUUGCAGAAGAAAGUGACGGAGAGUCGACCACCUCCACACCUGUGCGUCCCAGUGAACCAAAUGUGUCAACUCCAACCUUCUUCCCGCUGGACUCCUUACAGAAGAAACUCAAAGACCUGGAGGAAGAAAACAAAUCAUUGCGAUCUGAGGCCAGUCAUUUGGAGACAGAAACUAUCUCCUAUGAGGAGAAAGAGCAGCAACUUGUCAAUGACUGCGUCAAAGAACUACGUGAUGCCAAUGUGCAGAUUUCCUCUCUGGCCGAAGAGCUGGCCAGGAAGACUGAAGACGCCUCCAGACAGCAGGAGGAGAUCACACACCUGCUCUCUCAGAUAGUGGACCUGCAGAAGAAGGCCAAGCUGUACGCUGUGGAGAACGAGGAGCUGACUCAGCAUUUAGGCGCAGCCAAAGAUGCCCAGCGACAACUCACUGCUGAGUUACGAGAGUUGCAGGACAAGUAUGCCGAGUGUAUGGAGAUGCUCCACGAAGCUCAGGAGGAGCUGAAGAACCUGAGAAAUAAAACUCUGCCGCUCAGCACACCAAGGCGUUUCCAUUCUCUGGGUCUAUUCCCGAUGGACUCUCUGGCAGCAGAAAUAGAGGGAACCAUGAGGAAGGAGCUUCAGAUGGAUGAUCCAGACGUAGAGGAGCAGAGAUUGCACCCAAAGCGAGUGUUCCAGACGGUGAAAAACCUCAACCUGAUGCGUCAGCAGCGUUCCCCUCUGGCCCCCUCACCUCUCAACAUCCCCGGCUCCAAUCAGACUUCCUGCUUCACCUCAGGGCGCUCCAGCAGGGUGGGCACGCCACGCUCAAACUCCAUAUAUGGCAGCGAGACAGGAAGUGGCAUCAUCCUGGACAACAGGACCAGCAGUAUCCUGGAGACUCCUGAUGAUGGGUCAGAGGACUCCAACAAGCGUCCCCCUGGUACCCCUGGGACUCCAGGCAGCAGGGACCUGGAGGCAGCUCUGCGGCGUCUGUCCCUCCGCCGAGAUAACUACCUCUCAGAAAAACGCUUCUUCGAGGAAGAGAGGGAGAGGAAGCUGGCUUACCUGGCCAAAGAGGAGGAGAAAGGAGGCGGAGAAAGCAGCGGAGGCCCUGGGACCCCGACAGAGAGCUUGUUGUCUCUGUGCUCACAUCCCUCCAUCUGGUCGGGAUACUCAUUCACAGCGAGGUCCUACCUGCCGGAGAAGCUGCAGAUUGUAAAGCCGCUAGAAGGCUCUGCUACCCUCCAUGCAUGGCAGCAGCUGGCUCAGCCCCACAUGGGCGCUCUGCUGGACUCCCGGCCUGGCGUGGUCACUAAGGGCUUCCGUACUUUGGCGCACGAGGAGGGACAGGAAGACAGCUGGCAGCUGGACCAACCAGAGGAGGAUGAAGUCUCAUGUGACUCAUGUACAGGCUUCAUGGAAGAGAGCUCUUCUCCCAUGGAUCUGCCCUGCUCUACCUCUACUCCGUCUGUCUGCUGCAACAAAAAUGGCAACACUGAUGACAAUAACAUGUCAGAAACACUGAAUGGAGCAAUUUGCAGGGCCAGAGAAGCAGUUGGAGGAAAAGAUGGAUAUGUUGCAAGCAUGCCCCUUCCACUCUCCGCCCCUUCGUCACCCCUCCCCUCUUCUUCAGAGAUCAACGGACACGUGGACCUCAAGGAGCUUCAAGCCUUACAGCCCAGCACUGUGGACCGCAUGCCUGAUUAUUUCCCAGGGAAGUGUAUGUCACACACCAGCUCCACAUACACCUUCACCACCUGCAGGAUUCUCCACCCGUCUGAUCAACUGACCACUGUGUCCUCCAGCCCAGCUGUAGGUUCUUGUCAGAGCAGCGCCUGCAUCGGCACGCCCACCCUCAAUCCCUCUCCGAUACCCUUCUCAGCCCCACCUACUCCUUCCUACACCCCCAGCUGCACCCCACGCCGCCUCUCCUUGUCGCUGUCCAUAGCCGAGUCCUCCACCAACCUUCGGGACUCCACUAAGACCACCAGCACCUCUCUGGGCCUGGUGCGCCUCCUGCUGGAGCGAGGCAUUUCUGCCUCCGUGUAUAACCCCUGCAGCUGGGACCGAGUGUUGGACCCUGGUGGAGCUUCACCGGCUGUGGGAGAAGUGCAGCAGCAGAGGUGUACAGACAGACCGGGGGAAACUGAAGUCAGACGGUUACGGAAGCGUCCAGACUCCCUCCUCCUGGAGCCGUCCACCCCGCCCAGCUCGCCUCGCUCCAAAUCAGCUUCCUCCACCUCUUCACGCCCAGUGUUCCAGUUCAGCCCCUCCACUGAUGACCCACCGUAUUAUGACACCUUCCUCGCCUCUAAACCGGCUCGUACCAUUUUGAGGGAAGUGCUGGGGGAGGCAGAGAGGGAGUGGGAGGACCAGGUGGAUGAUGACGGCCAAACAGAGAUGACGAACCUGCGGCUUGUGGACAAACUGAAACGUUUCCGCACCCUUUCCCCGCAUUCUGCCUCGGUUUCCUCUGGGAGUACUCUAUUAGCCCCCUUUGGCUCCACUGGAUUAGGGAACAGUGCGCUGGGUGGGGGGCUUCCAGGUUUGAACGCAGGACUGAGGAGGAAUCGAAGCUACCCCGCCAUGGUGGGGGCCAGCAUGGCUAUGAAAGACCCAGGAGGCCCCCCCAGUACAGAAAUACUCAUACCACAUACGAUGCAAACCCCGCAUGCACAACACACAGUGCAUACACAGGAAACGGGCAAAAUGCAAACGAAUCACACACUGGUCUCAAAGGCCAUACAGAUACCACAGACUCAACAUGCACUGGAAACAGUCACACCACAGACAAUAAUACAGAGACACGCAUUACCAAACGGUGACCUGCGGGAUUCACCGAGACAAGGCCAACAUAGUGAUGACGAAACUGGGACAUAAUCGGUAAAAUUGAGUAUAUUCGCUCACAUUUCAACUUGCAGUCUCAAAUAUUUUACAUUACUCAUGCCACACGUAACUACAGUAUACAGCUAUGAACAGUCCGCCCACAGACUCACUCAAACAGUUACUCAUCCAUCUCAGCAAUCAUCCGUCUGAUCAGUGAGAACUGAAUGAAAUAAGGUGAAUAAAGCAGUAGUGGCUGAAACUGUUACACUGUGUUACAUACUGUCAGGCCAGACUAAUGCCGAUGGAGUAUGUUGCCUUCCUUUGUGUGCGUUUUAACUGUAUAUUGUAUAUGAAUUAUACUGUGUCAUUUAGUAUAAUAUUAAAGGCCCAAUCUGGUGUAGUUUCUCCAGUUUUUUUUCUUUUUUCCCCAUAGACUGUUUUAGUUCAUGAAUGAGUGCACUAUUGAAAAAGGCUGUUCUAUGUGCUUCAGUGAAAGACAGCUGGACUUCUUUUGUCAUUCUCAGAGAUGUUCCAUUUUCAUCCAAGAGGAUUCCUCAGUUCUAACUGACUGAUGGAUGGUUCCAUGUAUUUAUUCUCACCUCCAAAUCACGAGGCUAAUGGUUCAUUAAUGACCCACAUGAUGUGAAGUGAGAAAAUUGUUGAAAGUGGUUGUGGGUCUAAAGACUGCAUUAUAAGUACCUGAUAUGUGGCGCCUUACACUGAACAGAGAAAAAGGUCUAUGACACCACAUAUCAGGUACUUACAGGGCAGUUUUCGAUCCCUAACCAGACAGUUUCACCACUAUUCAAGCCUUGAUCCAUGUAAGUCUCGGAUAUCUAAUGGACCAUCACCCAUGUGAUUUGGGGGAGAGAAUAAAUACCUGAAACUCCCCAUGAGUCAGUCAGAGUUGGGGAAGCCUCUUGGUCGAGAACCAAACAAGAAUUCUAUUUUCCUUCUGAUGAACCAUUUAGGAUCACAAUGACCUUGAUGACAGAGAAUCCUCACAGACAUGCUGGAUUUUACAUGUACUGUACUGACAAAUUCAAGAUUGUUUUCUUUGAGAUUAUUUGGAAGAAAGUGAGGUUAUAUUCCAGGACUACAGAUCACACAUUAACAAAUUAACAAAGUGCUGUGUUAUGUCUCCUUAAAGCAUUUUACCUUUGAAAAGCCUUCAUAAAUGAGACAUCUGUGAGACGACUGACAGUACAAACAAUGGAUUUUUAGUUGUUUGGCUUUGCUUUUGGACUUUUAAUCUGACAUCUGUGAAUACUUUGUCAGAGCACCCAAAGAGACCGUUUUGUGUGCACAAAGUGACAAUUUAAUGCGUUAUGCCAUUCCAAUGUUGUGUCUGUGGUAUGAGGUGGCCUUCCCAAAGACAGAGAGCCUAAUGUCCACCAAAGCUAAGCCAAGAAAUCGUCACCUAAAAACAUUUCUCUUACUUUCGGGCCUUUAUGGCAUAAUUUCUGUACUGCACUGGAGUUAAAUGAAGUUCUAAAGUCACAUACAGAGAGAUUAUUUUUUACCAGCAACCCUUUCUCCUCUCUAAUUCUGUCAUUUAUACUUAAAAAAUAAUCCAGAUUGGGGCUUUAAUGUGUCCUCUUGCUGUGACUGAAUGUUCUUAUGUGCCUCAAAAACAAACAUACUAUCGUUCAUUGUAAUAUGGAUUUGUUUUGUUCAAUUACUUUAAUAUACUAAUUUGCCUUUUAUCACAUGGUAUGCAGUAGAGAUAGAAUAAACAAUAAUAAUUGUGCAAAUGAACCUAUUUGCAUUUCAAUCUGCCCUCAUUUGAGAUGUUUUUAGGUUGUUUUUUCUUUUUUGGUUGUUUUUUGGUUGUCUCCUAAUGAGUUUUAGACAUUGCAGGGAAGAUGUAGUACAUGAAUGGAAACACUGUGACUACUGACUUGCAGAGAACACAAAACUUCUUUUGUUUUUCAUUUUAGUUCUCUGCUCUUUUCAUUUCCACGUCGUCAGUAUAGAUGGAGUUUGACGGAUGCAGGCACAAACAUCUUGAUCCAACAAAAUGCAGAUGGGAGCUGCAGCAUCAGAAAAUAAAAUCACAAGCACAGCUGAACCCUGAGCUUUCCCUGAAAACCAAAGUUACACCCUGAUAAACACUCAGAGGGACCACAGAGUUCUAAUCUGUUUGCAGCACAUUCUUUUUGCAAUAAUUUAUUUUUUCCAUAUUCCUCGUGUGCACCUUGUGCCCCCGUAAAUCAGCUCCAUCAUAGGCAUCAGUGCUGCCAACGUGUCAUUUAUUCUGUCAAAACAAGCACCUGGUUAGAAAAUGUAAAGCAAUAUUAAACAAUGAGACUAUUCUGAAUGUAACUGUUAAACGAGCGACUUGAACUAUCCAAAUGUUGGUUUUAAGAGCCUGAACUUUCAUGUGUAACAGUUUGUUGCCAGAGGGAAGUUUUGGUGUAACUGACCCAGUUCCAGUGUCGACCCUGAUGGACUCAGACUUUGAUGAUGAUUGACAGCCCUCUUAUGACAAGUAUAGAUUUUCUCUAAAUCCUAUUUGGGUGUAUUUGAAAGUGAGAAUGUGCCUGUCUAGGUGACAUGUUAUCAGUCCAUCCAAUAAAGUCUGAUGGUUCUGUGCUGACACUGUAACUGGACCAAUGAAUGAUUCAUGCAAUGAAGAGAUCAAAUGUCUGGCUGUGAUGCUGGCAGUGAUGAGAUGAAAUCCUUAAUGAUUUAGGGACUAAACUAUUGAUGGUUAUCAGGUGACAGAUUAAUGAUUACUAUAUUUAUGACGUGCUUGGAUCGAUAGAAGCGUCUGAAUGACAGCUGUACAUGUUUAAGUGCAGGACUUUUGCAGAUUUUAUUUAUUUUGAACUUACAUGGAAUCAUUUGUACAGGUUUAUGUUCUUAUGGGACACAUUUCUGUGACACAUAGAAUAAAAUGGCUUCUUAGAAUCAUUUCCACUGAAAACAGUGAUUACAGUUUGCUGCUUGUAAGUGCAUUUAAAACAGUAUUUAAAAACAAAACCAGGUGGAAAGACUAAAACAUGAAGACAUUGGUGUGUGUGAGCUUGUUUUUCUGUGUCAUUUCAUCUGAAUGUAAGUUCUUACAAACAGUAAUCUGCUGUAGGCCAUAUACUUGUGUACAGUAUGUUGAUUUAACUUUGGUUUGUUUUAACUUCAUAAGGGGAACUAUUAUUGCAUUGUAAAUGUAAGCAACCCAGUCAUGCUAACUUUUCUUAAAAUAAACAGUAGAGAAAAAGGUAAUUUAGUUGUUUAUUUAUCGUGAGGAGGGAAAGAAAACUUUUGUGGUCAGGGACUGACAAGUUUUAUUUUACUGAACAGAAUGUACUGUCAAUAAAAUACAUAAGAUUGA
Amphiprion ocellaris (clown anemonefish) is the source of this 7180-nucleotide messenger RNA. RefSeq names its product trafficking protein, kinesin binding 1a (gene trak1a). Gene Ontology annotation, molecular function: GABA receptor binding. Gene Ontology annotation, biological process: anterograde axonal transport of mitochondrion; endosome to lysosome transport; neurogenesis. Bases 700 to 3900 code for a protein of 1066 amino acids. Lineage: Eukaryota; Metazoa; Chordata; Actinopteri; Pomacentridae. The record is from RefSeq and is a predicted model, not a curated record. The transcript is spliced from 15 exons. Gene Ontology annotation, cellular component: dendrite.